Messenger RNA from Telopea speciosissima, 774 nucleotides. RefSeq lists its product as uncharacterized. The transcript has 2 exons. The record is from RefSeq and is a predicted model, not a curated record. The coding region runs from base 1 to 774 and encodes 257 amino acids. NCBI's taxonomy places the organism in Eukaryota, Viridiplantae, Streptophyta, Magnoliopsida, Proteales, Proteaceae.
AUGGCUACGGGCUCCUCUUCCACGUUGGCUACCACGCCUGCAACUAUUUCAGCCUCCACUCCCUUUGGUUUUGGAGGUAACAUAUCUCAUAUCCUUCAGAUCAAAUUGGAUCAGAAUAACUACUUGUUAUGGCGUGCGCAAUUCUUGCCAUUAUUCCGCCUUCAUCGGUAUCUCCAAUAUAUUGAUGGCUCCUUUCGUUGUCCAUCAUCGACGGUGCCUGGUGUUCCCAAUGUUGCUGAUCCUAACACUCCACAGUCGGCAACACCGAACCCAGAAUAUAUCACUUGGCAGCAGCAAGAUCAGAUGUUACUUUGCUGCCUUCUCUCCACUCUUGCAGAAUCGGUCUUCUCUCUGGUUAUUGGCCUCAACACUUCCCAUGAGAAAGGAUCUCUUUCCAUUGCUGAGUAUGUCCAAAAGGCUAAAUCCAUAGCCGCUCAUCUUGCCGCGGCAGUGCAACCCGUCUCUAACCGCCAAAUGGUUCUCAGUCUUCUACAUGGCCUUGGACCUGAGUAUGAUGGUUUUGUUACCUCUAUCAUGUCCAGACUUGAACCAAUAGCUUUGGAUGAUUUUCUUGGUAUUCUUACCAACCAGGAAGUUAUUCUCCAAAGUAGGACUACAGAGGUUGUUCCAGCCACUCCCAAUGCAAAUGUGGCUGUCAAAGAAACCAACAUUGCCCCUCACCCUGUGAAUCGUGGUAGGGGAAGAGGUCAUGGCAGAGGUUGUGGGCGAUACAAUUCUGAUUUUCAUGGUUAUCGCCAACGCUUGAUCUGUUAA